Molecule: messenger RNA, 5044 nt
Organism: Toxoplasma gondii ME49
Lineage: Eukaryota; Apicomplexa; Conoidasida; Eucoccidiorida; Sarcocystidae
Product: leucyl-tRNA synthetase
Exons: 17
Coding region: 446-4225 (1259 amino acids)
Biological process (GO): leucyl-tRNA aminoacylation
Molecular function (GO): aminoacyl-tRNA deacylase activity; leucine-tRNA ligase activity; ATP binding
Source: RefSeq, a predicted model, not a curated record
CGACGAUUUUCUCUGGGGCCGACAGCGCCUUCUAGUGGAACAGAAAUGGUGGGUUCCUCGCUUCUUCCCCUGUAGAUCUUGUCGUUCUUCCCUGCGGCUGGUUCUUCUGCUGUCCGUCGUCAUACGACCUGCCUCCCCAGGGGACCCUCUUCUUCCGCGGGAACGCCCGUCGUCGCCACCGUGUCUCUUCGUCGGGGUGAAGGCCUGGACCGUUCAGCGUCCUCGCCCCACGGCAAAUCUGCGAAUCUCUUGACAAAUCGCUGUGGCAUAAACUCGUUUUCCACCAUUCCUUCUCUUCUGUCCUGCGUCCCCGCGUCCGCCAUAAAGCCUCUCCCCUCUUCCCUCUGGGUGUCCGCCGCGGAUUGUAUGCUUUCUUCACCCUGACGCUUCCUUGUCUUGGGUUCUCGGUGCUCUGCAUGUUCCUCAGUGUCUCGCUUUCACCUGAAUGGCCUCAUGCAAGUCUGCGGGCGAAGCUGUUCGUGACCGUUUUCACCUCCCGUCGAUCCCCUCCGGCGAACGGCUGCGCCGCGCUCUCCUGGCUCUGUCCCAGCCUGUCUCCCAGUUUGUUUCCUCGGCUGCUUCUCCGAGUCUCCCCUCCCCAACUCCGAAGCGCUUCUCUUCACUUGCCUCUCUCAGAGCGCCUCUGCCUCUCCCGGCCGUUCUCUCCCGAUCUCCUCCAUCUGCAUCCUCUUCUGCCGCGCCUCUUCCGGUGCUUUUUCGCGGACUUUCUUCCAAAAUGGCAGCAGCUCCAGCAGCGCCUCAGUCGCGUGGUCGCCGCGACAAGCUUCUUAGCAUCGAGGAGGCGAUUCAGGCUCGGUGGGCCCGCGAAAAUCCUUACGAGGUCGACGCGCCCUUGGAUGCGGCAAAUGCCGAGAAGAAAAAGUAUUUCUGCAGCUUCCCCUAUCCGUACAUGAAUGGAAAGCUGCAUCUGGGCCAUGGCUUCACCUUGUGCAGGGCCGAGUUUCAGGCGCGUUUCCAGCGCAUGCAAGGCAAAAACAUUCUCUGGCCCCUCGGCCUCCACUGCACAGGCAUGCCGAUUCUCGCCUGUGCCGACAAGCUGAAGCGAGAAAUCGCCAUGCGAAAAGCCGAACAAGAUUGCGGCGAAAACGGCGAAAAGCGGGAACAUGUGGAGAGUGCAGAGAAUAACAGCGCGGAGCAGCAGAACGGCGAGGAAGACGCAAAGAAGAAAAAGUCCAAGGUGGCCGCGAAGACCGGCAACGCUAAGACGCAGUGGGAAAUCAUGCUCGGCAUGGGCAUCCCCGAGGCAGAGAUCGCCGCCUUCGCCGACGCGCAGCACUGGCUGCGCUACUUUCCGCCGCUUGCGAAGCGCGACGUAACUCGAAUGGGCUUCGGAAUCGACUGGCGAAGGUCGUUCGUGACGACGGAUGUGAACCCGUUCUACGACGCCUUCAUUCGGUGGCAAUUCAAUACUCUCAUGAAGCGCGGAAAGCUCAAGUUCGGCAUGCGAGCGACGAUCCUCAGUCGGCGAGAGAAGCAAGCCUGCGCAGACCACGACCGAGCGAGUGGUGAAGGUGUCGGGCCGCAAGAGUACACAGUCGUCAAACUUUUUCUUCAAGGAGAGAAAAUGCGAGAGGCGCCAGUUCCGCAGCACCAGCCACUUGUCCAGCUGCUCGAAGCGGUGAAGGCGUACGGCGCCAAGAAGGUCUCCCUCGUCGCCGCGACUCUCAGACCCGAAACGAUGUACGGCCAGACCAACUGCUACGUUCUUCCCGAGGGAAAAUACGGCUUGUAUUUGGCGUUCACGAAUCCAAAGAAGAGCCUGGACAAGGCGGAAGAAGGCGACGGCGGGGCGCAAGCGGCCGAGUCCGAGGAAGAGUUCGAGACGCUGAUGACUCGCGAAGAAGCUCUAAGUACAUGCACAGAAGUCUUUAUCUGCAGCGAGCGAUCUGCUCUCAACAUGGCCUACCAGGGCUGGCUGCCUAUGCAGGCCGCCGAAGACCCUGACGCCUUGCCGGUGCCACACUGCCUCGGAACGGUUGACGGCAUGAACCUCAUUGGUCUCCCACUCACUGCCCCUAACGCGACGUACCCAACGAUCUACGCUCUCCCCAUGCUAACAAUUUCCAUGAACAAGGGGACGGGUGUGGUGAUGUCUGUUCCGAGCGACGCGCCGGACGACUACAUGGCGUUGCAGGACAUUAAGAACAAGCCGGAUUUCUUCAAGGACCGCUACGGGGUGUUGCCCGAGUGGGUGGGGCCGUUCGAGCCUGUGGCAAUCAUCGACAUUCCAGACUUGGGGGCGCUGCCGGCCGUGACGCUGUGCAAAGAGAAGAAAGUCGCGAGUCAGAAAGAUACGCAGAAGCUGCAAGAGAUCAAAGAGGAGGUCUACAAGAAAGGCUUCUACGACGGCGUGCUCCUUGUCGGCCCGUGCGCAGGCCAGAAGGUUGCUGACGCCAAGACCGUCAUCCGAGACCAACUGAUCGAACGCAAGGAAGCGCUCCGGUACUUCGAACCGGAGAAGCCUGUGGUGGCCAGGAGUGGCGACGAGUGCGUCGUCGCCUUCAUGCAUCAGUGGUACCUCGACUAUGGCGAAGAAAAGUGGAGAGAGACCGUCGAGGCGUACAUCAACUCCGAGCAAUUCCAAACGUUCUCGCCCCAGGUGCUACACCAGUUCAAACACGUCGUCGGCUGGCUGCGCGAGUGGGCCUGCAGCCGCAGUUACGGCCUUGGCACUUACCUUCCGUGGACGAAGGAUUCCUCGCGCCCGGUGCUCAUUGAGUCGCUUUCAGACUCGACGAUUUACAUGGCCUAUUACGCCAUUGCACACCUUCUGCAGGGAAAUGACAUGUAUGGCCAGGCGAAAGGCCCCCUGGGCAUCGCUGUGGAGCAGCUGACCGACGAAGUCUUUGACUACGUCUUCGCACAAACCGACGACCUGCCGAAGGGAUCGACCAUCCCGGCGGAGCACCUGAAGCGCAUGCGCAACGAAUUCGAGUACUGGUACCCUCUGGACCUGCGCGUGAGUGGGAAGGACCUCAUCUUCAACCACCUCACGUUUUCGCUGUACAGCCACGCGGCGAUAUGGCCUCACCGCCCGGAUCUCUGGCCCAGGGCCUUUGUGUGCAACGGCCACAUCAUGGUCGAUGCACAAAAGAUGAGCAAGAGCUUGGGGAAUUUCAUUUCCAUUGAAGACGGCAUCAAAGAAUUCACUGCCGAUGCCAUGCGGGUCGCCCUCGCCGACGCAGGUGACACCACGGACGACGCGAACUUCCAGCGCGAGACAGCGAACGGAACCAUCAUGCGUCUGUACCUUCUGGAGCAAUUUGCCAACGAGGCUGUGAGCGGCGCUUUGCCGCUUCGCACAGGUCGCUACUCCGACGCGGACCGCCUGUUUUUGAACGAGAUCGUGACGUGCACGCAGGAAGCAAAAGAAGCGUACGAAGGCUUCCAGUACAGAGAGGCACUGAAGAAAGGCCUGUACGAGAUGCACACACGCAGAGACCAAUAUCGUCUUCUCUGUGGCGAGGACCACAUGCACAAGGACAUGGUCGUCACUUGGCUGAAGACACAGUGCCAAACUCUCGCUCCGAUUGCGCCUCACAUCUGCGAGCACAUUUGGAGUGAAAUCCUCAAGGAACCUUCUCUCAUCGUCUCUUCCGCCUGGCCGACGUUCCCUGAACAUGCUCAGGAUCCUGUCCUGCACAGACAGUUCCUCUUGCUGCUGGCCUCCGUGGAGGACUUCCGCAGAACGAAGGACAAGGCUGUGCAGAUGCUCUCUGGAGGAAAGAAGAAGGGCCAGCAGCCUCGACCUGCAGAUCAAGCUGCUCCGGCCUUGACUCACGCAGUCGUCUAUGUUGCCAAGGAGUAUCCUCCCCUUCAGCAGCAAGUUCUAACUCUUCUGCAGAAGGCACCAAUCCACAAAGGAGAAGACGGGGCGUGGUGCGCAGGAAAGGAGUACAUGGACAUUGUCAAGAACGACGAGGGAAUCAAUGCGCUCGACAAAAAUGCGAAGAAGGAAGCUAUGGCUUUCGCUUCUUUCCAAAUGAGGGAUGAACUGAAGGCGUACGGUCGGAGUGCCUUGGACCUUCGGCUUCCUUUCGACGAGCUGAAUCUUUUGCAGUCUCACCAGCGCUACCUUCAGGCCUCUCUCGGCCUCACAGAAAUCGUCUUCUUGCCGAGUGACGAGGCCCACCCGAAGGACGACAGUCCGAAUCGAAAGCUGGCAAAGCCGGGAAAGCCUUCCAUCUUUUUCUACGUUGGCUAGAGGGGAGAAACAACAACCUGAAGCCGCUUCGCUGCAAGCGAAGUCGAGGGCUGGGGAAAGCGACGCACAGCGAUGCUGUAGAACAGACGAAGAGAGACCCUAGGCGCCGAGUCAGGCGUGACCGUAUGCAUAUGUGUUUUGUUUCUGUGGCGAAUCACAGCCAGUUCCUUGCGAAGCCAACCUUGUUUCUAAGUGGAGAGUGUGGCGAAACGGGAAACUGCGCCGGUCUCGUUCGUUUCGGGUGUCAGCGAGAGACGUGCUCGAUGUUGCCCCGUGUCUCGCGACACUUUCUCCGCGACAAUUCAGGAGUAUUUUGGCAAAUUGGCGUGACCACACGGCGUGUACAGUGUCUAGCUUUGUACGUGUGGGUGUCUCUGUGUGGACCACUUACGCGUCUGCAUAGCUUUACUAUGUGUAAAUUGUCUGUGUAUGUUUGGUCUGUGUCGUUGGAGUUUGUUUCUGUCGUGGCCCUGAACCGACCAGGUCGGCAACCCUUCCUGCGAUGCCCUUCCGGUGCCGCGGAAAUCUUCUUUCUCAGUGAAGACCGCUUGGGAGAGCAGGGCGUCGCUGGAUUUCGCUAGUCUUGGGGGCGCCAGCGAUAAAUUGGUGUUUUCACAGGUGGUGUAGUUUUUUUAGUGGCCCAAAAGAAGUCUCUCUGUGGAGGUGCAAAACCGGGCUGCACGGAAUCGGCCCGUUACACUGUUGGAGACGAGAUCAUAGCAGAUCGUUUGGCGAAAUGUCAAAACACAGUUCACGCAUCGUUGAAACGCGUGAUUUCAGAAACUCCACCUAUCACAUUCUGAAGCAGGGCAGUAGAGG